AUGGAUGAAGAUGGCGACUGGUUUGGAAAGAUGACAGGAGUGGGUUUGGCGGCAACAGAUUUGUUUAUGGCUGUGCGUAAUAACGAGAGUGGUGGUUUGUGGAAUUUUGUAGUAGGCUAUUUAUUCACAGGAAGCAUUCAUGGUCAAAUACCUGAAUCCAUCUUCAACCUCUCCAUGUUACAAGCACUUUCUUUGACUGACAAUAGUAUAUCCGGCAAUCUUCCAUCAUCAAUUGCCAAUGGUCUCCCUAAUCUUGAACUUCUUUUACUUGGUGGCAAUCAAUUGAGUGGAGAAAUUCCUGCCUCUAUUUCAAAUUUUUCAAAGCUUACUAAGUUGGAUCUUGGUGAAAACUUCUUCCACAGACGAGUGCCGCUGAAUCUUGGGAAUUUAUUACAUAGCCUAGAGUCUCUAUAUUUUGGUAUUAAUCAGUUGACAAAAGAUCCUUCAGUGCCCGAAUUGGAUUUUCUUAUUUCAUUGCAAAAUUGUAGGAUGUUGAAAUUAAUAGGGAUGGAAAACAAUCCUUUCGGCGGAAUAUUACCAAAAUCAUUAGGUAAUUUGUCAACAUCUGUUGAAAAUUUUGAAGCUGGUCAUUGUGGUAUUAAAGGUAUCAUUCUGAAUGAAAUUGGUAAUUUGAGCAACUUGAUCAGGUUAGACAUUGGAGGCAAUGAAUUGACUGGAAGAAUUCCUAACACAUUGGGUCAAUUAAGAAAAUUGCAAAAGUUGAUACUCAGUUUCAAUAAACUACGGGGGUCAGCAUCUGCCAACCUUUGCAAUUUGGUACAUAUGUAUUAUCUUGAUUUGGGAAAUAAUCAACUUUCUCAACAGUUGCCAAAGUAUUUAGGAAAUCUUAUGACUUUACGAGAAAUUUAUCUAGAUUACAACUCAAUGACUUCCACUAUCCCAUCAACACUGUGGAAUAACAAGGAAAUUCUGAUUUUGAGUUUGGCUCAUAAUUUGUUUAAUGGGUCGCUAGCACAAGAAAUUGGCAACAUUAAGAGCAUAAAAAGUCAUAUGCCUGAAUCGUUUGGUAGUCUGAUUUCAUUGAAAAUAUUGGAUUUAUCGAAGAACAAACUCGAUGGUGUUAUCCCCAAGUCAAUGGAGAAACUUGAGUACCUUGAGAAUUUCAAUGUUUCAUUCAAUGAACUCAUUGUGAAAUUCCCAAUGGAGGGCCUUUUAAGAACUUCAAGUCAGAUAUUUUCGUGGGCAAUAGAGACUUGUGUGGAGCAUCUCAAUUUAAGCAGAAAAACACUUCUUCAAGCUCUGUCUACUUCUCCCUUCACCAUCAAGAGGAUUUCAUAUUCUGAAGUUCUUGAUGCUACAAAGAAAUUUGGUGAAGAGAAUUUGAUUGGCAAAGGCAGUGUUGGUACAUUGUACAAGGGAGUAUUUUCAGAUGGAAUGAUAGCUGCUAUUAAGGUGUUUAAUUUAGAUUUGGAAGAAGCAAACAAUAGUAUUGAUUCUGAGUGCCAAAUACUAUGCAACAUUCGUCACAGAAAUCUUGUUAAGGUUAUUAGUAGUUUUUCUAAUCUUCAUCUUAAAGCCUUGGUACUGGAAUAUAUGCCUCAUGGAAACCUUACCAAAUGGAUCUUCUCGAGCAACUAUUUCCUAAAUAUAGCUCAAAGGUUGGAAAUAAUGAUAGAUGUUGCUUUCGCACUUGAGUAUCUACAUCAUGGGAAUCCCUAUUCAAUUGUCCAUUGUGAUUUGAAGCCUAGCAACAUACUUUUAGAUGACGAUAUGGUUGCCCAUGUUGUUGACUUUGGCAUUGCCAAGCUUUUAUCUGAAGACCAGAGAAUUUUGUUGACCAAGACCUUGGGCACCAUUGGAUAUAUGGCUUCGGGUAAAUGGUCUCUAUCAACUGCUUCCAUAUGUAUAGUUAAAUAUUAUACAAGUAAUUAUUCACCAGUGUUUUGCAUGCUAACAGUAUAUUAGUGUUUUGGUAUUGGUUCUCAUUUAUUGAUCUGUCAUGUAACAUUUCACUUGAUAAUUUGGUCAAAUAUUCCAAUUUUGUAGAGUAUGGAUCGACAGGAUUAAUAUCAGCUAUGGCGGAUGUUUAUAGCUAUGGGAUUAUGCUAAUUGAGACAUUUACAAAAAAGAAGCC
This is a messenger RNA of Olea europaea var. sylvestris, 2095 nucleotides long. RefSeq names its product receptor kinase-like protein Xa21. Lineage: Eukaryota; Viridiplantae; Streptophyta; Magnoliopsida; Lamiales; Oleaceae. The record is from RefSeq and is a predicted model, not a curated record. Gene Ontology annotation, molecular function: protein binding; ATP binding; protein kinase activity. Gene Ontology annotation, biological process: protein phosphorylation. The transcript is spliced from 4 exons. Bases 1 to 1926 code for a protein of 641 amino acids.